Messenger RNA from Chenopodium quinoa (quinoa), 4216 nucleotides. Its product is annotated as omega-amidase, chloroplastic-like. Lineage: Eukaryota; Viridiplantae; Streptophyta; Magnoliopsida; Caryophyllales; Amaranthaceae. Gene Ontology annotation, cellular component: mitochondrion. Gene Ontology annotation, molecular function: omega-amidase activity. Gene Ontology annotation, biological process: oxaloacetate metabolic process; L-glutamine metabolic process. Bases 179 to 1276 code for a protein of 365 amino acids. The record is from RefSeq and is a predicted model, not a curated record. The transcript has 10 exons.
CUCACGACACAAGAAAAACCAACAAAUAAGUAGAGGAGAACCAAUAUAUCUUAUCUGAUGGCAGAAGACAACGGUUUUUUUUUCAAACUCAAGUCUUGUCAACUACUCGGAGUACAUCCUCACUUUCUCAGUUCUAAACAUCAAACUUAAUCACUUCCAUAACAUUGAGAAAAAAAACAUGAAUGGCAUUUCCCAAAUUCAUCCAUUAACAAAAACACCAAAUGUACUGCAAAAUCUGAAACACCAUUCCAGAAAUCUCUCAUUUUUAUCAUCUCAAACUUUUGCUGUCAAAUUUCGCAAUUCCUAUUAUUCAAACCUCAAUAAAUCACCAUUUGCCACCACAAUUUCCGCCAUUUCCACCGCUCACCAAGCUAGGGUUCCUCCCGCACUUCCAUUGCCGCCUCCUCCGAUCACCAAGUUCAAGAUUGCUCUUUGCCAGUUGUCAGUUACAUCUGACAAAUUGAGGAAUAUAUCACAUGCUCGUGAAGCAAUUGAGGAGGCUGCAAACAAGGGUGCUCAGCUUGUUCUUCUGCCUGAAAUAUGGAACAGUCCCUAUUCAAACGACAGCUUUCCAGUUUAUGCUGAAGAUAUUGAAUUAGGUGGUGAUGCAUCUCCCUCCACAGCAAUGCUUUCUGAAGUUUCUCAAAACCUUAAAAUUACAAUAGUUGGUGGUUCCAUACCGGAGAGAAGAGGUGAUCGGCUUUAUAACACAUGCUGUGUUUUUGGGACUGAUGGGAAGCUAAAAGCUAAACACAGGAAGAUACAUCUUUUUGACAUUGACAUUCCAGGGAAGAUGACUUUUAAAGAAUCAAAGACACUUACCGCUGGAGAGAAUCCUACCAUAGUUGACACAGAUGUUGGGCGCAUCGGCAUUGGUAUCUGUUAUGAUAUCCGCUUUCAAGAAUUAGCGGCAAUUUAUGCAGCAAGAGGUGCUCAUUUGCUCUGCUAUCCUGGGGCAUUUAAUAUGACCACUGGUCCAUUACAUUGGGAGCUUCUACAGAGAGCUAGGGCAGCAGAUAAUCAGUUGUAUGUAGCAACAUGUGCACCAGCUCGUGAUACUGAGUCAGGGUAUGUGGCAUGGGGACACUCUACCUUGGUUGGACCUUUCGGGGAAGUGCUUGCAACAACUGAUCAUGAUGAGACAACUGUUAUAGCAGAAAUCGACUACUCGCUGGUUGAGCAAAGGAGGGCAUAUCUACCCAUCAUCAACCAAAGGAGAGGUGACUUAUACCAAUUAGUUGAUGUUCAGAGGCUGCACGCCGAGUCUACCAAGUAACAGCACAGCAAACCGUCAUCAGCUAGAAGCAGUAUAUCUGCAAAUGCCGAGCUACCAAAUCAACAAUAAUCAAUCUUUAAUUCAUGCGUGGUGUCAACUCUGAUACAGCAUAUUGGAAGAGCCCAUCUCUUAAUGUUUUCCAAUUAUGAUGACUAGAUAAGGUUUUGUUGGUGAGAUGACCAUCCCAGUUCCCUAAAGAUUUUGAUUUCCUUCCUCUUGUGAAGAAUGAUAGCAUAAUAUUUUUUUUUUGUAAUUUUUUUUUCUACGUACUCUUGACUCGACGAAUUUGGAAUCUAGCAGUAUGGUACAACUCAUUAAUACAGAAAAUUUGCUCUACAGAAAAUUUGCUCAUCAGUGCCAGUAUAUUCCAAUAAUAGUAGUGUCAUUAGUGGAGUUAACUUGUGGGCUCUAAAUGAGCUGUAGUCUAUAAAUGGAUUGUAUUAAUACUGUAAUACAUUAGUGUUCUUGGCCCAUGAGUGUACCUGUUAUUAAUGGACAUUUAUUUAAGCUGGUUUAAGGAUAUUGCUCAUUUCAGUACGUUUUUGUUCUUUUCAGGUUAUAGCCUUUUUUUGUUAGCUGUAAUAAUUUAAAUAACAAUACAUUUCAGUAGACCCGACCAGAAAAAUUACCAUAAGAGAGUACUCAGAACCUCCAUUUCUCACAGCAUUGGACGGAAUUAUAAUCUCGGUUCAUAGGUACCACCAAGACAUUAUCAAAAGCUAGUAGCUUCUACGAGAGACUCGCGAAUUGAUAAUUUCUUUUUAUUUUUCAAAUUAGUAGUUGUACUCCGAGAACUCUAUUUGAUUGUAAACUCGUUAUACAUAAGUCUUGUUGAAUUGUGUUUGACUAAUAUCUUCAUGCUCAAACCAUCACAAGGUCUCCCCAUGUCUUGCUUGGAUUUGAAUACGAUGUAUAAUUUGAAAUUGUAUUGAUAAGUUAUAUUUUAGUCAUUUGGCUUGCUCUAAGAGUAGUGUGAUAAGAAAUUUUUAAUCAUUGCUAUUUGACUCAAACCUAUUCAUAAAAGUUAAAAGUUAAUGUAUCUCUAAUUGGUUGUUGAUAGUAAUGAUAAAGAAAAAAAAAAACAUUAUAGUUACUUUGUCAAUACAUUUUGCUAAUCUUAAAUUUAUCUUUUUAAACAGUGGCAUUUUUUAGGGCACUUUACUAGGUCAAUGAAGCAUUUGUAAACAAUGCAUCUUUGAAUUGACACAAAAUUUAAACAAAGAUUAUAGAAAUGACAAAUUUAUCAGAAUUAUUAUACACCGAUAACUCAACUCUUCAUUUUUACCGUUGUUUUAACUAUUUUAAUUAAUCAUUUUUAAAAUCCUUUCUUUAAGUCUAUCAACAAGACACAUUGUGAUUAUUUACAAAAAUGUGGAAGUAAUGUUUUUGUUGACAGGAUUAGUUUGUAAUUAAGUAAAUUAGUGGCUUGCCAUGUGCAACGUGAAAAAGUCAGCUUAAAUUACAAUCACAACCAAACAAUUACUGUAGAAACUUACCUAACAUUGGAGUAUUGGACCAUCCAUAUAUAGAGCCUAAGGGUCCGCGUAAUCACCCCACCCAACCCAAUAAAAAAACUUCUACGUGUGUUGGUUGGGACACUAUACAACUAGGUUGUUUUUGGCAACACUGUACAACCAGUGAUCACCGAACUUAUACUUAAAUUAAUGUUUACUCCGUUAUUAAUAGGGAGUGAGUGAAUAGUGUUAAAAGUCCAAUUAUUAUAACUUUAGGGAAAAAGAAAAGGGAUCAUACAUAAGUUAUCAUUGCUCAAUUAUCAAACUCCCUACUACAUAUAUCGAUCUCUAAUGUGAGUUCAUAUGAUAUUCUAAAUUUAAGUUAAGAGUUAAAACUUUGAAUUUAUAACUUAUGUUUUUGUGUAGGUUUAGAUGAAUUAUACAUACGUGAAAAACAAUUAAGAGUUUCACAUAUACAUAUGGAGUCUCAAAAUUAAAGUUGUAUUUGGAGUAAAUAUAUACCUACACUCUUAUCAAAUUUAAAAGAUAAGACAAAUGUAUACGUGUGCAUUCACUUACAUGUAUUGAUACACAAACAACUUAAGCUAGAUAUGUUUUCUAUGAUAUUACAGUUCUAAAGAGAACUAUACAACAUUGGACAGUAUCCUUUUCGUAUUUUUUAUUAAAAAAUAUGAGUACCUUAUAAUACUUGUGGUCGCUAUUAUUUGCAACUUUGGAAUAUUUUAUAUCUCACAAAUAAUGUCCCAAAGUUGCAAAUAAUAGCGACCAAAGGUAGUACAAGAUAAGUAAUGAUCUCUAAUCAUCAAUCUGUGACAUGCAAGCUUUCCACUUCUUUGUCUAUAAAAGUUCUUCGUAUAUUGACUAUUCACAAUUUUCUAUAUGUAAAUCCUUAACCAUUAAAAUCUCUAAUCUCUAAUUACUUAGUAGUAAAUAAUCAUAAAAAUUUAUUAAUCUUAAAACACUUGUUGAGAUAAGACCACAGGGUCUAUUUUUUAUUUUUAUUUUUUCUUAUAUAAUGUAGUAUUGGUGAUAAACAACCAAAUUUAAAUAAUUGUAAGAUUCUAAUGACUUAGAGAGUACUCCGUAUAAUUUUUAUAGACAAAGGAAGUAUAUUAAGAUUCUCUUCUUUGUUUAAAAUGAUCUCAAAUUAAAUAUAGUUUAGAAGCAGAAAAAAUAUCCAUUGUUGAUUAGCUAGUCCUUUGCUUCCUUUUUAUUGCAAUGUUGCUAGUACAAUUAUUUCCUCAGUUGAAAUCAACAAAUUUGAAAAAAAAAAAACUAUACAUUAUUCCAUUAAAACAUCCAAAAUAAAAAAGCAUUACCACUUUGACUGUCAAUGAUUUAGGUUGAUUUUAUCACCAAUCAAAUAGUCAAGGAAUAUGAAUACUGUAUAUAUUUUGAUAAAACAAAAAAAUAAAUUUGGCUUAUUAUAUGAAUAUCAACAUCCAACAAAUUUUCAAGCACAUAA